Papaver somniferum (opium poppy) is the source of this 2109-nucleotide messenger RNA. RefSeq lists its product as uncharacterized. The coding region runs from base 1 to 2109 and encodes 702 amino acids. NCBI's taxonomy places the organism in Eukaryota, Viridiplantae, Streptophyta, Magnoliopsida, Ranunculales, Papaveraceae. The record is from RefSeq and is a predicted model, not a curated record. The transcript is spliced from 5 exons.
AUGAAUGAAGUGGAUACUAAAUUGGUGUAUGAGGGUUUAUGGGAAGUAGAAUCUCAAUACUUGAAACUUCGUUUCUGGGAACGUGAUUUUAAACCUGAGGAACAAAAUUCUUCAAGUGCUUUUGUAUGGAUGUUAUUCCCUGGUCUCAGCAUUGAAUAUUGGCAUGAAGACAUACUCAUGGCUAUGGGUCGUGCAAUUGGUAGACCAAUUUGUAUUGAUUCUACAACUCUGAAAAAAGAAGUUGGCUACUAUGCAAGCAUUUUGGUGGAGAUUUAUAUUACAAAAACUAUUCCAAAUAAAGUUGUAGUAGAAUCAAAGCACUGCAAAUUUGAACAAGAGAUUAGGUUGUCUAAACUUCCUAAAUUUUAUAGUAAAUGUAAAGUUAUGGGUCACUUAGUAUCUGAAUGUAGAAUAGCCAGGAGAGAGCAGAAUCACGAUGUGAAGAUUCGUAAGCCACAAUGGAGAUAUACACCAAAGAAAACUACUACUCAACAAACUGGUGGUUUUGAUAUUUGUUUUCCUUCUUGUUCCAACUUGGAAAAUGGGAAAAACUGUGAAGAUGAUGAUGUUGUUGUAGUUGUACCUCCAAUUCAGAAUAAUACUCCUACACUUAACAAAGAAAAAGGUUUCACUGGUCUUUUGGAGUCCCCAAAUGAUUUUCGUUCUUUAUUUGUAGACAAGCUAAUUGAUGUGGGUGCAAAUAAUAAUAUUUCACACACUACUGAAACAACAAUUUCAGAAAGAUGGAAGGAAGUACCUGGUUCCAUUGCUAAAUUCAAGAAUGUUCAUAACAAUAUAAAUUCAGAACCAAAAAUAAAAGUUUCUAGUAGUGCACUCAAAAGUUUAAAUUUAUCUGGAAUGAGUAAAAUGGUGGGUGAUGUUAUGGUUACUGGAAUUCAUGCAACUUGUCUCACUGUUGAUAGAAGAGAUUUAUGGGAAGAAUUGUUUAAUACCAGUCAAACGGACUGGCCCUGGAUGAUGAUUGGGGACUUCAAUGUGGUUUUGAUCUAUGAAGAAAAAAUUGGAGGAAGAAAACCACUUAGGAUUUCAAUGCAGGAGUUCAGGAAUUGUUUAGAAUCAUGCAAUCUUAUUCAAGCCGCAAGAACUGGAAUCAAAUACUCUUGGUGCAACAAUAGAGCAGGAGUCAGAGGUACAUCAGACCAUGAGCCUUUAUUUGGUUCUACUGUCAAUAUUUGUAAACCAACAAAUUCUCCUUUCAGAUAUCAAAAUAUUUGGACUUCUCAUCCAGGUUUUCUUGAUGUAAUUAAAGAUGCAUGGAAUGAAUCAAUAUCAGGAAAUCAAGCUUUUUCUUUUAUGAAUAAGCUAAAAAGAGUAAAGCAAAUACUGAAGAAGUGGAACUGGGAGGAUUUUGGUGAUCUCAGAAUUAAAAUGAAGACUAAUGAGGAUGAAGUACUUGCUGCAACCUUAUUUUCAGAUGCAGAUCCUGAAAAUACUGAAUUACUAAAUAACCUGGAUACAACAAGGGGCAAACAAGAAAUUGUUUCAAAACAAUAUAAUGACCUAAUGAGGGACAAAGCCAGAAUUAAUUGGGUCAAGAAAGGUGGUACUAAUACAGAUUUCUUUCAUGCUUCAAUAAAAAUAAGGCAAUCUCACAAUAAUAUAACAAAAAUGGAGAACACAGAGGGCAAUGUAAUUACUGAUCAAGCUCAAAUUGCAACAAUUUUAGUGGAUCAUUUUACAAAGAAGUUUGAAUAUCAGAAUGUCACAAUUCAUGAGGAGAUAAUGGAAGAAAUUCCCAAGAUACUGACUGAAGAAGAUAAUAAUUUUUUGGAUGUUGUUCCCACUGCAAUUGAGAUCAAAGAGGCAGUUUUUAGUAUGAAUGCAAAAAGUGCUCCAGGGUCAGAUGGCUUUCCUGACAGUUUUUACAAAUUUGCACGGAGCAUAAUUAGUGCAGAAUUAAUUGAAACAAUUCAGUAUUGCUGGUCUCACAAAUUCAUUCCUAUAGGACUCAACUCAAAUUUUCUAUUCAUUCUUCCUAAAAGUCAAGGUGCAAGAAGAGCGGAACAGUUUAGACCUAUUGGUUUAGAAAAUUUUAUAUUCAAGAUCUUCACCAAAAUUAUUACUACUAGAAUCAGUUCCUUGAUUUAA